Molecule: messenger RNA, 381 nt
Organism: Knipowitschia caucasica
Lineage: Eukaryota; Metazoa; Chordata; Actinopteri; Gobiiformes; Gobiidae
Source: the annotation of a GenBank genome assembly
AUGCGGGACAAUUUCAUUAUACAUGGUUUACCCGAACAACAAAAGGAGACAUACCAGGACACAGAACAACUUGUCAAAUCGUGUCUGAAGAUCCACCUCAAGAUGGACAGCACUGUCAAAGAGAUCCAGCUUGCACGGGCCCAUCGCUUGGGUCAGUGGCGCGGGAAAACACCUCGAGGCCGUCCUUUUGUGGGGGAACAUGGGGAACUGAAGGGAACAGGACUGGGUCUGACGGACCAGUUCCCCGGCGAAAUCAUGCGGCGACGCAAGUUGCUCCAACCUGUACUAGCAGAGGCAAGGGCCGCUGGCCGGAGAGCCAAAAUAUCCAUCGAUAAACUGUACAUAGACGGCAAACUUUAUUUUGGGGGUGGGAUUAAAUAA